GCGCGUGGGCGUGGGUCCAUUUCGAGGAAGAGGCCUCUUGAGGGAUUCCUUGAGAUCGGUUUGUGCAUUCACACAUGAUUUCUACUUUCUAACCCUAACGAAGGCGCAGCUCCAAACUCUGAUCAGGCCCCCAAAAAAAAAAAACAUGGCAGCAACCGGUGGUUCCAGCAGCGCGUCGGCGACCCAGUACGACGUGUUCUUGAGUUUCAGAGGGCCCGACACUCGCAACACCUUCACCGACUACCUCUACCGGACCAUGGUCGGCCAGGGGAUCGUCGCCUACAGAGACAGCGAAGAGCUUCACGCUGGUGAUAGGAUCGACGAUCUCCUGAGAGCGGUCAGCAACUCCAAGAUCUGCAUACCGGUCCUCUCCAGAGGCUAUGCUUCGAGCGCUUGGUGCCUCCGCGAGCUCGCUCGAGUGACGGAGCUCCAUGAAUCGACUGGGAAGCCGGAGAUCCUACCCAUCUUCUUUGAUGUCACGCCCACCGACGUCAAGCUCAGGACGGAAAUGUACCUGAAGGACUUGGAGAAGCAUGAGCAGAGGCACGGUGCCGAGAUGAGGCAACAGUGGGAGGCGGCUCUGGGAAAAGUGGCUGAGAUCAAGGGAUGGGAAGUCCAAGGGAAAGCACAAGGUGAAGUCAUUGAACUCGUGAAUAACAUUCUGCGUGAGCUGAAAGUAAGUUUUGAAGUGGAUCAGACCUCUGGGGUAGACGAUAGGAGUGUCAGACGAAGGAUCACCUCAUGGAAAAAGGGUAAGCUGUUGGGAAAGGGGUCAUUUGGAGAGGUCUAUCAAGCCUUAACCAAUGAUGGAUUCUUUUUUGCUGUAAAGGAGGUGUGUUUCUUAGAUCAAGGAAGCCACGGCAAGGAGAGCUUGUUGCAAGAAAUUUCUAUUUUAAGUCAGCUUCAACAUGAGAACAUAGUUCAAUAUUACGGCACUAAGGAGGAUGAUAAGAAGCUUUACAUAUUCCUUGAGCUCAUGACUGAAGGUUCACUUGAAACACUUUAUCGCCAAUAUAACUUGAGUGAUCUCCAAGUCUCUGCAUACACUAAGCAGAUUCUAAAUGGUCUAAAGUAUCUUCAUGACCAGCAUGUGGUACACAGGGAUAUUAAAUGUGCUAACAUAUUGGUUGAUGCAAGAAGUUGUGUGAAACUUGCAGACUUUGGAUUGGCAAAGGCAAUCAAAAAGAAUGAUGCUAAAUCCUCCAAAGGAAGUUUUCGUUGGAUGGCACCUGAGGUCGUCAAUCCAAAAAACAAAAGCUAUGGAUUGGCAGCUGAUAUUUGGAGCCUAGGGUGCACUGUUUUAGAGAUGUUAACCCGCCAGUAUCCAUAUUCCCACUUAGAAGAAGCGCCAGCAGUGUUCAAAAUUGGCCAGGGUGAACUUCCUCCACUUCCCCCUUCUUUAUCAAGAGAUGCAGAAGACUUCAUCUUAAGUUGCUUGGAAGUAAACCCGAAUAAGCGGCCUUCUGCAGCGCAGUUGCUAGACCAUGCCUUUGUGAGGAAGCCACCUACUCCUGGUUGUGCCUCACCUUGUUUCAACAACAUGUUUUGCUAGGCCAUCCCUUUUGGUCCAUUGCUGAAGGUAA
Messenger RNA from Eucalyptus grandis, 1583 nucleotides. RefSeq names its product mitogen-activated protein kinase kinase kinase 1-like. Lineage: Eukaryota; Viridiplantae; Streptophyta; Magnoliopsida; Myrtales; Myrtaceae. Gene Ontology annotation, molecular function: protein kinase activity; ATP binding. The coding region runs from base 146 to 1552 and encodes 468 amino acids. The transcript has 9 exons. Gene Ontology annotation, biological process: signal transduction; protein phosphorylation. The record is from RefSeq and is a predicted model, not a curated record.